UAUUAUAGGAGCCGCGCACACGCAUGCACGCACCAUCACUUAUCGGUGCCACAACUUGAUCUCGAUCGGAUGGAUCGUCAGCAGCAGCAGCACAUCCAGCUCGCGUGCCCUCCGCGUGGCCCGCUGAAUGAUGGCGCGCGCUCGGUCCAGAUGUGCCCUUCGCUCUACCUCGCCACCUACAGAGGGCGGCUGGAGGAGGUCAUGGCGCUGCUUCUACAGCAGCAUGGCGCUGGGACGGCAGGACGCUAUCAAGCCACUGGUAUUAUUCAGCAUGGACAGUGCGACCUACUUGAGGUGACUGCGGAGAGGAACACCAUUCUUCACGUGGCUGCCGAGCAAGGGCACGACGAGCUGAUCCGAGAGCUCUACAUCAGGUUCAGGGAGGAGGGCCUCCUCUUUCGCCGGAACUCGGCGCUGGACACGCCGCUGCACUGCGCGGCGAGGGCGGGGCACGCCAGGGCCGUCGCGGCCCUCGUCCAGCUGGCCCAGAGCAUCCUGGGAUGCAAGAACGAGGCCGGGGACACGGCCCUGCACCUGGCGGCGAGGUGCGGGCAUGGCGCGGCGGUGGAGGUCCUGGUCUCGGAGGCGGCGGCGACCGAGUUGAACAACGCCGGCGUGUCGGCCCUGUACUUGGCCGUAAUGAGCGGAUCCAUCCAAGCCGUCAGAGCGAUUACUUCCACGUGCAGGGACGCGUCGUCAGCCGGGCCGAGCUCGAUCUCGCAGAAUGCCCUGCACGCGGCCGUCUUCCAGAGCUCAGGUUAUAUAGUUCUCGCCUGCUUCUUUACAAUAUAUUUAGCUUAAUGGAGGUGAUUUCAUGUGCAACGUUGCACGCAAAAAUUGUAAUUGCCGUUGGCUGCAGAGAUGGUUGACGUGCUACUGGAAUGGCGGCCGAGUCUUGCCGGCGAGGUCGACAGCGACGGCGGUACCCCGCUCCAUUUCGCGUCGUCCGACGGCGACCGCGGCGUCGUGCGCGCGAUCCUGCGCGCGGGGCCACCGGGAACGGUGUACAAGAAGACACGGGCGGCCUCACGGCUCUCCACGUUGCGGCGCGGAUGGGCCACAGCCGCGUUGUCGAGGACAUUCUGGGGGCCUUCCCCGACGCCGCGGGUCAAAGAAUAUUUGAAAUUAACUAAAAGUCAAAGGCAAACAUAUAAUUAAGUUAUUUAGCAAUAAUAAUAUAUUUACAAAUAUACAAACAACACGACAUCACG
Panicum virgatum (switchgrass) is the source of this 1211-nucleotide messenger RNA. Its product is annotated as ankyrin-1-like. Gene Ontology annotation, molecular function: protein binding. Bases 70 to 801 code for a protein of 243 amino acids. The record is from RefSeq and is a predicted model, not a curated record. Lineage: Eukaryota; Viridiplantae; Streptophyta; Magnoliopsida; Poales; Poaceae. The transcript has 2 exons.